UUACAUUUUCUUUAAAAAUGGACAUAAUCGCCAAAUAGGUGUGCAACGAGUCCCGAUGGUUAUCAUGGCCAAAUCGGAUGGUUUUAAAAAUAUCGAAAUUUCUAUUCAGCACUUGAAGGCAACAUCACAAACCCCACCGCCGCGGCUGGGAGGAAACAACGAUACCGACUAGUGCAGCCGUUACCACCGAUGCAAUGCCUCGUUUCACAGAUGAACCCAGGGCAUAGGCACCCUCUGAGUGCCGUGGUCACCUCCCACUCUUCCGUGACAGUUUGCGAUAAGCUUCGAUAGAGGGCACCCGUAGGAGCCAAUGCACCCGGUCGGCACCGGACCCGUGUGCUUUAUGUUUACCGGAGCGAAGCUGGAGAGGAAGCUGGAACCAUGGGAUUCUCCCCCUGCCUUCGAUGAACUGAUCUAAGCUGGACCCACACGACUCAGCCAACCCGCCCCUGCCUGCAGUGGGGGCUCCCCUCUCCCUGUCGCCCUCUCCAGCCAUGGCAGGCUUCAAGCGGGGCUACGACGGCAAGAUCGCCGGCCUGUACGACCUGGACAAGACGCUGGGCCGCGGCCACUUCGCCGUGGUCAAGCUGGCGCGCCACGUCUUCACCGGCGAGAAAGUGGCAGUGAAGGUCAUCGACAAGACCAAGCUUGACACCGUGGCCACAGGCCACCUGUUCCAGGAGGUCCGCUGCAUGAAGCUGGUCCAGCACCCCAACAUUGUGCGCCUGUAUGAGGUGAUCGACACCCAGACCAAGCUUUACCUCAUCCUGGAGCUAGGCGACGGGGGGGAUAUGUUCGACUACAUCAUGAAACAUGAGGAGGGUCUGAACGAGGAGCUCGCUAAGAAAUACUUUGCUCAGAUUGUCCACGCUAUCUCCUACUGCCAUCGGCUGCAUGUGGUGCACAGGGACCUCAAGCCGGAGAACGUGGUGUUCUUUGAGAAGCAAGGGCUUGUCAAGCUCACUGACUUUGGAUUCAGCAACAAGUUUCAGCCGGGGAAGAAGCUGACGACCAGUUGUGGAUCUCUGGCGUACUCCGCACCGGAAAUCCUGCUGGGCGAUGAGUAUGAUGCUCCAGCCGUAGACAUCUGGAGCCUCGGUGUGAUCCUGUUCAUGUUGGUGUGUGGCCAGCCGCCCUUCCAGGAAGCCAACGACAGCGAGACUCUCACCAUGAUCAUGGACUGUAAAUACACGGUGCCGGCCCACGUCUCCAGCGCCUGCAAAGAUCUGAUUGACAGCAUGCUUCAGAGGGAUCCCAAGCGACGGGCCUCCCUGGAGGAGAUUGAGAACGACGCCUGGCUGCAGGGGGUCGACCCGUCCCCGGCCACCAAGUACAACACCCCCCUGGUGUCACACAAGAACCUGUCUGAGGAGGAGCACAACAGCAUCAUCCAGCGCAUGGUGCUCGGGGACAUCGCCGACCGAGAGGCCAUAGUGGAAGCCCUGGAGACCAACAAGUACAACCAUAUCACCGCCACGUACUACCUGCUGGCAGAGAGGAUCCUGAGGGAGAAGCAGGAGAAGGAGGUGCAGACUCGCUCUUCCAGCCCCAGCAACAUCAAAGCCGUGUUCAGGCAGUCGUGGCCCAGCCGAGUGGACAUGCACCAGGACAUCGAGGACAGCCUGGCUGCGUCCUCCAUCUCCCACGCCGGCGGCCCCCAGUCCCCGGCCCGCAGCGCCGAGAACCUGCUCAACGGACACCGCGCCAAAGGCCUGACGGAGCUGGGCCGCCGCGGCGAGGAGUCCAUGGUGACCGACUGCCCGGGUCAGCCGGCUCAGGGAGCCUGUGCUGCUGCCUCAGGCCCCACUCCCGGGUCUGGAUCCGGUCCCAGCAGGGCCCCCGCUCCAUCCACCUCGGCGGGGGCCAAGCAGCGCCCCUUCCUGUUCAGGGUCCUGGAGGAUGAGGAGGAGGAAGAUCGGAACCCGUCCCCCCUCCCGACCCAGGUGAUCCUGAGGCGCAAGCCCGCCUCCAUCACCAACCGCCUCACCUCCAGGAAGAGCGCCCCCGUGCUCAACCAGAUCUUCGAGGAGGAGGGCGAGUCGGACGACGACUUCGACAUGGACGUGGGCCUGCCGCCCAAGCUCAGCCGCCUCAAGAUGAACAUGGCGGCCUCCACGUCCCCGGGGCCCACGCAGAAGCGCUACCACCGCCGCAAGAGCCAAGGCCGGGGGUCGUCGUGCUCCAGCUCCGAGACGAGCGACGACGACUCUGAGAGCCACCGCCGGCGCCUGGACAAAGACUCGGGCUUCGGCUACGGCUGGAACCGGAGGGACAGCAGCGAGGGGCCGCCGGGCAGCUCGGGGGGCAACGGGGGAGGCAGCAGCGCCGGGCAGGGCAAACCCCCCGGAGAGGGAGGCGGAGCCUCUGCUCCGGACAGGGGGAGUCCCCCGGGAGGGGAUGGUAACGGGGGCGGAGGAGGCGGAGGCGGGGGAGGUGGGGGCAGCAAAGGACAAGACAGCCCCUCCAGCUGUUGUAACAACAGCAGCACCAGCGCCCCCUCCCUCGGCUCCCUGCCGCGCCCGUCCCGCGCGGCGACCCGCGCCACCGAGCUGGUGGAAAGCUUGAAGCUGAUGAGCCUGGUCCUCAGCUCCCAGCUGCAGCAUCAGCGCGGGGGGCGGGCGGGGCGCGGGGGUGGGGGGGGGAAGUUCAUCAUAGACCCUCGCGCCCUCCCAGCGGGCAGCGUGAAAAUCCAGGAGAAAUCCGCCUGGCGGAUGUGCGUCGGCUCCCCCGGGGGCCUGGACACCAUCACCCUCCCCACCACCGUCGCCCUGCCGCGCACACACGCCGCGCACCAUCACCACCACCACCACCCCCCCCACCACCACCACCACCACCGCAAAGCGGCGCCGCACGCCAGGGACGCUCACAGCCACCUGAGCGCUCUUAAGAACGGCGUUCUUCAACUACCUCUGUGUGAGAAGACCAUCUCCGUCAACAUCCAGCGGGGGGGGGGCUCCAGGGACGGCCUGCUCUGCAGCUCGGCCCCGCCCAGCUGCUGCCAGGUCAUCUGACCCCCCCCCCACUGUGCAUCUUGGGUGGUUCAGGUGGAUGUGAGGAGGAUACAAGUACACAUCUCUUAGCAGCAUCAUGACUUUAAAGUUGUAGAGUUUGGAGAACAAGUCAAUGUACUCAUUUAAGAACAGUCCAAAUGUCACAAAAGGUAAAAUGUUAAAUCAUACCUUGGAGCAGAAAGUCACAACAAUUAAGUCCGACAAGACUUUAUUUGUAUUUGUGACUUAAUCCACAAAUAUGACUCCCGUUUGUCAUAUUUAUUUAUAAUUAUUACAACUUUAUUAUCAUACUUGAGAUUUGUAUUGAUGGAAUGUGUCCCCUGCUAUCAGCCUCUUCCUCUGUGGUACUUUAUUGUGGUUCAAAUGAACUAUUUUCAGUGCUUUACUGUAGCAGGCAGCUGACUCUCCAUCAGACCCCCCCCCCUCUUGAAUGUUGGCUGGCAGAUGGAUUAUAAAGUGGACUGUGGUUUUAUUCUGAAUCCAUGCAGGAAAAGAGACGUUUUUAAUUUUUAAAUCCACGUUGCACUCCGACAAUCCGUUCAAUGUUGUUUUAAAGACGUCAAACCAUUGUGGGCGGGGCUCUUUUCUUCGGGGGGGUUGUUGUGGUGCACUCCUGGUAGCGACAUCAUGCAUCAACUACUGCUGACCACAUGUCUAACACAAGCUCUUCCUGACCCCCCCCCCCCCAACCCCCCUAUUUCUCAGCCCCACCUGCACCCACGUGCCCCCCAAAGCUUACUGUGCUUGUAGGCACAGCACUAUGUGUAUAUAUAAAGUAUGUGGAAAAGUAAAGUUUAUUUUUAAAAAAAACGUGUACAUUUUUGUUCAGAGCAAUCUGCUGUUUGAAAAGUGCGCGGAGGGGGGGGGGGGGACAAAUCCAAAAAGAAAGGAGCUCAUGACUUCAGUCUCUAAAGGAGCCGUCUGUACACAAACCUUUUUAUUAGGUCCUGCUUUUUGCUUUUUUUUUUAUUGCAGAUGUGUGCAGAAAAAAGGAAAUGUCUCUGUCUCUGUUCGUUGGUCGUGUCCGAGUCGUUCUUUUUAAAAACCAAAUGUAAAUGUUUGUAAAUGAGGUGCAGAGGGCCCUUUGGUGCAGAGCUGUCAUGUGACCUGGCCUUCUGAUAGUACUACUGUAAAAAAAAAAAAGCCUACGCCUAUUCAUCCUGUCAGGUCGUCCUACUCCGCUGUAUCCAGGGGAACGACGUGCAUGUGUUUCAAUGUUUGACAUUCAGUGACACGGGGGGGGGGGGGGGGCGAAUGUUACUGGACCAAAAAGCAGCAGGGAGAAAGAAGAAGGAAAAAGAGAAAGAAAAAAAAAGUUGAAACCGGCAGAAAUAUUCAGUGUAUUAUUCUGUAGUUGCUACCUGUCGUCAGAAGUUACAUAUAGCUAUGGUAAUAUCAAAAAUAAAAUGUGGAAUACUGUCUCA
Molecule: messenger RNA, 4435 nt
Organism: Pungitius pungitius (ninespine stickleback)
Lineage: Eukaryota; Metazoa; Chordata; Actinopteri; Perciformes; Gasterosteidae
Gene: snrka
Product: SNF related kinase a
Exons: 8
Coding region: 495-3011 (838 amino acids)
Biological process (GO): intracellular signal transduction; protein phosphorylation
Cellular component (GO): cytoplasm
Molecular function (GO): protein serine/threonine kinase activity; ATP binding
Source: RefSeq, a predicted model, not a curated record